AUGAAUAAUAAUACUACUGCUGCUACUACAAGUGGUAGUAAUGACAUGUUCAGUUUUAUUGAACCACCAACAUUGGUGAUUGGUAAAAAACCAUCCACCAGUAAUUCCAAUUCAACACUGACACCAACUGGUUUAUUGUUAUCUUCACCACAUUUAUUCUUGAUGGAAAAUGAUUUUCAAUCACUUAUUCAAUCUACUUCAACUCCUACAAGUAUUAAUAAUAAUAAUUUAAUGAAUCAUUUGAAUAAUAACAUGAUUCAUACCAAUAAUAAUGCUAAUGCUACUACUAUUUCAUCGUCAGCAUCUGAUUUGGUGAAUCAUCACUUGUUCUUAUUACAAACACCAACUUCACCAACAACAAUAACACCUAUUAUUAAUACUUCAACUACUUCAACUUCAACUGCAUUAACACCUACAAGUGCAAAUAAUUUAUUGAUGAAUAAUUUUCUUUCAUCAUCAGGUGGUUUACUUUCACCUGAUUUUGAUCAAAAUCCAAUGCUUUCUAAUAAUCAAUCAAGUACUAAUACACCUACCUCUUCAAUGGGUAAUCCUAUUUGGUUACAACAACAAUUAUGUGAUAUCAUUGAUGAUGUAUUUCCAGAAGCUGAUCAAUUAUUAGCUAAUAAUAAUCAUGUUGUAAUGGAACAACAACAACAUAAUAAUAAUAAUGUUAUUAAUCAAUGUAAUGUUGCUGCUACAACAACAUCUAUUCUAUCAGUAUUAUUAAAUAAUAAUACAAAUACAAAUAAUAAUAAUAAUAAUAAUACUAUUAUUUGUCAUCCUAAUCAACAACAAAAUGUGUCACCAGUCAAUAAUUUAUCACCAAAUAAUCAUGGUAAAACAUCACCUUCUAUUAUUAAUCAUCAAACAAUAACACCUAUUAUUAUUAAUAAUACUCCACAAUGUAAUAAUACUAUGCAACAACAACAACAAGUAUUUUCAAAUAAUAAUAUAAAUACAAGUACUACUAUUAAACAAGUUGGAGGAGGAAGUAAAAAGAAAAAGUCAACAACUAAAUCCAUUUCACCUACUACUAGUACCAUAACAAGUACAACUAAUAUGAGUACUAAAUCAUUCUUUAAUACAAAUAUUGAUCCAUCUGCAUUCUAUUAUGGUACUUCUGGUUUUUUGAAAUUCCACGACUAUUCAGGUAGAUUAAAUACAAAGAAGAAGAAUCAUACAUUUGCUGCUUCAUGUGAAAAGAUUCAAAAACAAAACAAAAUGUUAAAUCAUCAUCAUCACCAACCAAUUAUUAAUAAUAUGAGUAAUAGAUCAUCAUCUAUGAUUUCUUCUAAUAACAAUAAUAAUAAUAUGAUGAUGAUGACAUCAGUAGCAGGUAAUAAUACUCAUACUAAUACUAAUACUACAGGUACAUCAUUUCAAGAACAACAACAACAUAAUAUUUAUGAUGAAAUGAAAUUUAAAUCUGCUUGUCCAAAUCAAGUAUUUUACAAAAUGUAA
Molecule: messenger RNA, 1461 nt
Organism: Naegleria gruberi
Lineage: Eukaryota; Heterolobosea; Eutetramitea; Acrasida; Naegleriidae
Exons: 1
Coding region: 1-1461 (486 amino acids)
Source: RefSeq, a predicted model, not a curated record